AUGCGCGACAAAAGGGCAAAGAACAAGGGGGCUAAACCCCCCACCGACAGAGCUGUUGGCACUUCAGCGCUUGCGCAGCCGUCAUUGUCUUCACCGGCUUCACGUCUAUCGUCAUUUUCGCCCGAUGGGGGAUUAUUUGCGUUUCUGUCACUCGCUGUGGACAAGCACCGACUGAGGGUAUACGAUGUGACCACCGGAAGUGCAGUUGCGGACCAUACAUUUGAUGCUGCUCGGGUAACGGCCCUCGUAUGGGGAACAUUCGAGCUCACAGAUGAAACCAAGGCCAGCAAGAAACGAAGGAAACGAAAGAGCCAAACCACAAACGAUGCUCCCGAAGCUCCCUCGGCCAUCCAGCUUGUCGCUCUUGGCUUGUCAGAUGGGUCCACUAUACUCUACUCCCCCACCCAAGGUGCGGUCGUCCGUACAUUAUCCAAUCCGGCACAUACAGCGCCAAUCACCUCCCUCGCUCCGCAUAACGAUUCCCCCAGUCAUCUCUGGGCAGCCUCGGAGGAUGGCACAAUAAGAUAUUGGAAUAUUCCAACCUCUACUUCAAAAGAUGUCGCCACUUCGACUCCGUGCGCGGCAUUAGCACCCCGCCCAGGCAUCACAGAGACCAAGGAUGGCGCCACCCAUUUGCUUACGGCCCAAACUACUAUCCAGCUCCUACCCAUAUCGUCCGACGGAACAGCACAAACCGAACUCAUAACUGUACCCGGUCACGCAUCCCCCGUUAUGGCUCUUGUCUGGGACAAAAAUUCAUCUGGGCCGGCUCAGCGCUUCAUUUCUGCAGCUGAAGACGAUCGGGUGGUUAGCGUUUGGGAUGCCGCAAGCGGGAAAAUGGUUGCCUCGGUUCCCCUCGAUUCGGAGGCACGUCAUGUUACAUUCGGAGUCGAGUCUGAGGUCUCAAUCUUACUUGCACUCGCUGUUUCCGGGAAAGUAUCUCUCUACACUUUGCCAGAAGGCGUCAAAUCAAAGGGAGUCUCGACCCUUUCACCUCAGUCGGUUAUUAAUGUCGAAUACGCUGGGAAGAAGGGCGGCGACCCCACGGCAGCUGAUGUCGUAGCAGUUUCAUUUGUUCCCGAGAAUCAAGGCAAAGUUGUUCUGGCACGGCUAGUAGGAGUUAAACCCGUGUUUGACACAGUGGACUACCGGGAUGAGAGCGGGAAGAUCCUGCCCGAAAUAAAAUUGACCCACAAAUCAGCUAAUGCUGGUCUCACUCCCGACACCAACGGCGUCGUUCCUGCCAAACACUACGCUGAGCCCCAAUCUCUUACCAUCCAUAAUGGUAUUGAGCUGGCUCAGAAUCCGUCCGAAGUCCUUCCUGCAACUACUGCUGCCGACCUUGACGUCGAACUCGCUGAGAUUACCCUUAGCGAAAGGAACAAGGUUCUUGCUGACCAGCCCAGCUCCACCUCUGGCCAAAAACGAAGACAUGACUCUCCCUCUGACGAGCCUGAACCCUCUACAUCCAAAUCCAACAAAAAGGGACUCCAAGUUCCAGCCCAUUCGCUCUCCCGCACUCUGACUCAGGCCCUUCACUCUGGAGAUAAUGCUCUUCUUGAAACAUGCCUUGCUCACGGUGACGCCAACCUCAUUCGAAAUACCGUACUCCGUCUGCCACCCACGCUCUGUGUUCCCUUGCUACAGGCGUGCGUCGAACGACUAGGGCGAGGUGCGAGGGGUGAGAAGGGAGGAGGUGCAGGUGCGAGUGCGCAAAGGGGUACCUCGUUAAUACGAUGGGUCAGGGCGGUCCUAAUUUGUCAUUCUGGGUUUCUGAUGACGAUACCGGACUUGGUUUCGAGGCUGGCUUCGUUGCAUGCUACUCUUGGUGCUCGAUUGGCCUUGCAAGACCGAUUGCUGGCCCUUAACGGUCGCUUGGACUUGGUUCUUUCGCAGAUUGAUGUUCAGUCUGCUCCUCGGGCUGCUAUAGACGAAGAGAUAAUUAUGAAGAAAAAGAAAGUUCAUGAGGAUGAGGAUGAGGAUGAGGACGAUGAAGAAGGGAGUGUGGAGGAGAUUGGGCUUGGGAGUGGGGAUGAGGAGGAAGACGAUGAUGAAGACGAAGAUGAUGAGGAUAGUGACGAAGAUGGCCCCAAAAUCAAUGGCUUCAUCGAUGAUGAAGCUGAAGAGGACUACAGUGAGGACGAGGAGAGUAGUGCCGAAGAGUAG
Molecule: messenger RNA, 2166 nt
Organism: Rhizoctonia solani
Lineage: Eukaryota; Fungi; Basidiomycota; Agaricomycetes; Cantharellales; Ceratobasidiaceae
Product: U3 small nucleolar RNA-associated protein 12
Exons: 5
Coding region: 1-2166 (721 amino acids)
Biological process (GO): maturation of SSU-rRNA from tricistronic rRNA transcript (SSU-rRNA, 5.8S rRNA, LSU-rRNA)
Cellular component (GO): nucleolus
Molecular function (GO): protein binding
Source: RefSeq, a predicted model, not a curated record